Messenger RNA from Candidozyma auris, 3396 nucleotides. It is a transcript of the gene CST20, whose product is annotated as mitogen-activated protein kinase kinase kinase kinase. The transcript has a single exon. The record is from RefSeq and is a predicted model, not a curated record. Gene Ontology annotation, molecular function: protein serine/threonine kinase activity; ATP binding. Gene Ontology annotation, biological process: protein phosphorylation; regulation of MAPK cascade; intracellular signal transduction. Gene Ontology annotation, cellular component: cytoplasm. NCBI's taxonomy places the organism in Eukaryota, Fungi, Ascomycota, Pichiomycetes, Serinales, Metschnikowiaceae. Bases 1 to 3396 code for a protein of 1131 amino acids.
AUGCCCAGCUCCAGCUCGUCGCCGAAUCCGGCAGCCACGAGCCCCGUGGUCCAGGUGAUGCUGGCGUUUGAAUCGGCCUCCCGCAUGCUGCCCACCAAACACACCCACCUGGAUAUCAACGACAAGGACGACAUCGAGGGAGGAGGCAUUGCCACGGACGAAGAGUCCCACCCCACUCCUGCUACUGACUUGUUGCUUCUGCUGAACCACGACCACAUCGAUAGCGACUCUGUCCGGAGCCACAAUGUCCCAUCUGUUGGGAGAGCGCUGCUGCAACAGAGCGCCCGUGUGGCUGCGGAGCUGCGUUCGCUGAGUGAAGACAGGCGCCCGGCUGACGAAAGUGGUGACGACAAUGACAUCGACGAUGAGACAUUUGCCAACGAUUCGACUCCUUCUGCUUUGCCACGGAUGCCUGGAACCUACGACUUCAAUGGCCUCAAGGGGAGCUCCAGCAAGGUGUCUUUGGCCGGUGAAGAAGAAGUUCAGAAUGAAGAGAAGUCGGCGAAUGUUGAUAACCUUCUGCCACCUCCACGACAUGCCUCGAAACCGUCUUUGGGCAGUCCCGUAUUGCUAGACCAAGAGGCUGAUCCAAGGACUCCGGUGCUCAAUGGCCCGGACAAGGCCACUGGUGAUGCUGCUUCAGAGCCCCAGGGUUCCUCUGUCGGGCUAGGCAUCUCUACAGAAAAUACUCCCUAUGCUCCGAAUGUUGGUCAAGGUGAUGAGAUCGAUGAAAUUCCCGCUCGUGGUGACCUCAUAGACAACGAGCACCACACGUUCACUGAGAAUGUCAGUCUUUCCAAGAGUCCUUACUUGGGAACACCCGAAAUUGAGCAAUAUAAGCCUCAGCUCGAUCCUGGAAAGCCCCGAGCUGACUUGGAUAUCGACGAGAUAUUAAAGCAGCGAACACUACGCGACUCCUCCAACGCUGAGUCCACCAGCCAGUCUUCAACUGAAAAUAGAUACCAGGAUUCGCUGAGUAGAGACUUUGGCGCUCUCAAAGACGAUGGCAUUGAGAAUGUUGAUGACGACGAUGACAAGAAUGAUAUGAUGAAUAUGAGCCAUUCAACAACGCUAGACGAGCCGCUCGCUGGCCUUUCCAUCGAUGAUCCUUCCCAGAGGUCUGUGUCAAACCUGACAGUCAUUAGAAGCCCUCCGCCUCCUCCUACUCAAAAUUCACAGGCUUAUAAUGCCACGCCAGCUAUACUGGGUGAAAGCCAGGGCAGUCAGACGCCUGGAAGCCAGGCAACUAUCAUUAACCGAACUCCUCAGCUGAGCACAACUCUGCGGUACCCAGCCUCGGGGUUUCUGAAACUGCCUCGAGAUCUUGACGUUGGGAUGAUCUACUCCAACGUCAAGCUUUCAACUCCGCUGCAAAACGGGAAAAAGAGAAGCAGUGGUAGCAGAGUGAAAGGAGUGUUUAGCUCAAUGUUCGGUAAGUCGAAACUGAAUACCCCUUCGUCCCCUGAGUUGAGCAUGAAAAUCAGUACGCCGUUCAAUCCUCAACAUACUCAACACGUGUCCGAGGCUCCUGAUGGCACUUUGGCUGGUUUGCCAGCAGAGUGGGAGAGGCUUCUCCUGUUCCAGGGUAUUUCGAAGAAGGAGCAGGAGCAGCACCCUCGCACAAUGAGGGAUAUCAUGGGAUUCUUUAUGGAAGAGAAGAUUGGUGAGAAGAAAGGACCCAUGACGAGUUCAAAUGGCGGAAUGGAAAGUCCCUCGCUUGCAUACGCUAAUGAAAGUACAUCCUCGUUGGCGCAAUCCUCUCCUCCUUCUACUCCCACGGCGAGCACGAGCCUGUCUGAGCAUCUCAACUCUACUGGCCACCCAAGUGUUUCGACUCCCCAAGAUCAGUACUCAGUAAAUCAAAAGCAUAGAACGCCAACUAGCUCGCAAGCUGAAGGUCAAUUCAUUCCAAGCCGUCCAGCUCCAAAGCCGCCAUCAACUCCAUCCGCCUAUAAUCCAACCCCAUCAACAGCUGAGACUCCUCGUUCUAAAAAGCCGUUGAUGGGUCGUCGCUCAUUCUCAAGUAAAUCACUUAAAAAAGGCUCCCAAAAAUCAGAUGCUGCACCACCUUCACUACCGAGCAUCAGCGGGCCAAUUCGUGCCGCACCUCAACCACCCAACCAAAUUCCAAAAUCGAAAUCUCAUAGUUACUCGUUGGCGUCUCAAACUCAACUGAGUACGAAGGGCUCCACCACAGCGCCAGUUGUUCCAACAUCUAGGUUCCACGAUAUCAACACUGCUGCCGAGAGGGAGUACAAGGCUCACAGAGCACCUCCUCCACCUCCAGUGCACAAGACACCCGCUCAAGCUCUAGAGCAUAUAACGUCGGAUAAUGCAACUUACGAACGCAACAAGGCUCAUGAACCCAAGAAAGCCCUGGUUUCUACUGAACUGACUCAAACCUCUUCUUCGCACCAUCAGCAACCAAUGCGUGAUGCUAAGAAGGCAGCGUUGUUGACUCAAAAGAGACGAGAGGAGAAGAAGCGCAAGAAUCAACAAAUUAUCUCGAAGUUGCAAAGUAUAUGUACAGAGGGGAAUCCCAAUGAUUACUACAAAGACCUCAAGAAGAUUGGUCAGGGUGCUUCGGGUGGUGUCUAUAUUGCUAGGUCUGUGGCUGGCCCAUCAGGCAAGAUUGUUGCCAUCAAGCAAAUGAAUCUUGAGCAACAGCCCAAAAAAGAGCUCAUCAUCAAUGAAAUCUUGGUCAUGAAGAGCAGCAGGCAUGAUAAUAUCGUCAACUACAUUGAUUCAUUCUUGAUCAAGGGUGAACUCUGGGUCGUUAUGGAGUACAUGGAAGGUGGAUCAUUGACAGAGAUUGUCACCCAUAGUGUCAUGACAGAGGGCCAAAUUGGUGCAGUUUGCAGAGAAACUCUCAAAGGAUUGCAAUUCUUGCAUAGCAAGGGCGUCAUUCAUAGAGACAUCAAAUCUGAUAACAUCUUGCUCAAUGUUGAUGGCAACAUCAAGAUGACUGACUUUGGUUUCUGUGCUCAAAUCAACGAGCUUAAUCUUAAACGUACCACAAUGGUAGGUACGCCCUACUGGAUGGCUCCGGAAGUCGUGUCCAGAAAAGAGUACGGACCCAAAGUGGAUGUCUGGUCUUUGGGUAUCAUGGUGAUCGAGAUGAUUGAAGGUGAACCACCGUACUUGAAUGAGACUCCUUUGAGAGCAUUGUACUUGAUUGCUACAAACGGCACUCCAAAAUUGAAGGAGCCUGAAGUGUUAAGUUACGACAUUCGCAAAUUCUUGUCCCGGUGUUUAAAAGUGGACUUCAACCAAAGAGCGACCGCAGAAGAAUUGUUGCAAGAUAAGUUUAUCCUCAGCAGUGAUGACGUCUCUUCGCUUGCACCUUUGGUCAAAAUAGCUCGGAUGAAGAAAGCGAGUGAGGCGAACGAUGAUUGA